AUGGAUUUACUUAAGAACAAAUUACUGGCAAUCCAUAAGACUGGCGCAUGGGCCAUUCUGCCACCUAAAGAAAUUGAUUUGGCUUAUAAGGAAACGAAACUUUUGAUAGAUGCUGGGUUAAAUGGGCUUGACGAAAUUAGUUAUUUCUCAAUGGUCGAAUUAUUGUUUUAUCUUUGUCUUGUUCGUGGUGAAGACACAGAGGCUGAAACAUUGUACAAAACUGUGACAGAUCGUCUAGGUGACGAUUCUCCAAGAAUUCAUGUGAUGCACUCUAUGUUAAUACAGGUCACUCGAUCCGAUGAUGCGGCUAAGAAAUAUAUCGAGGAUUUGAUCAAGAAUCAGCUGGAAAUAGCUACUGAUUCAGAAGACUACGUACAGAUGAAGAAAAGGCUACUUGCGAUAGAGAGACCUUCGAUGAGUAAAGAAAAAUGGGUAAAAGAACUACUGGAUCUGGUUGAGAAGUUUCCUCUAGAUGCAGAAAUAUGGUCGUUACUUUCGCAAGAAUACCAGGAGGCUGGGGACCUACGUCAAGCAAUAUAUUGCAUGGAAGAAGUCAUAAUUGGGGUGCCGUUCAGUUAUGAAGCAUUUGGUCAAUUAGCUUAUUUGCAUUACUUGAAGUCUCAAUCAGAUUCUGACCCUGAAGCUGCUUUGCAAUCAAGUUUAUCAAAUGCGUUGAGAUCUGUUGAGUUGGCAGAAGCCUACGUGAAAGGUUGGGGUAUUGUAUUGAAGACAUCUCAGAAACUGAAUAAAAAACCUGAAUUAACUCAAUUAGCUGUAAGAAAAUUGCAAGAACUUCAGCAAAAUAAUGAUAACAGAGAAAUCACUAACGUAUCCAGAUACCUUUUGGAUUCAGAAACUUGA
Kluyveromyces lactis is the source of this 861-nucleotide messenger RNA. RefSeq names its product Emc2p (gene EMC2). Gene Ontology annotation, cellular component: EMC complex. Gene Ontology annotation, molecular function: protein binding. The record is from RefSeq and is a predicted model, not a curated record. The transcript has a single exon. The coding region runs from base 1 to 861 and encodes 286 amino acids. Gene Ontology annotation, biological process: protein folding in endoplasmic reticulum. NCBI's taxonomy places the organism in Eukaryota, Fungi, Ascomycota, Saccharomycetes, Saccharomycetales, Saccharomycetaceae.